Molecule: messenger RNA, 1684 nt
Organism: Rhododendron vialii
Lineage: Eukaryota; Viridiplantae; Streptophyta; Magnoliopsida; Ericales; Ericaceae
Product: pre-mRNA splicing factor SR-like 1
Exons: 5
Coding region: 332-1480 (382 amino acids)
Cellular component (GO): precatalytic spliceosome
Source: RefSeq, a predicted model, not a curated record
GCGCCCGGCAACUCACGGGGGGCUUAAUCGGGAGGAAAAUUGGAUUUGUAUGCCUGGGAUAAUGAAAACCUAUUGGGCCGGGCGGGUUUUGUUCUGGUACGCCUCCAUCGUUCACACGAAACCGAGCUAAAAACGGGGAAAAUUUAUCACGAGGUAGAUAGACGAGGGAGAGGCUAAAAAGCGUUCUAGGGUUUAUCUCUCUCCUCGAAAAUCAACACCAUUACCAAGCUCCGAUCUUCGUCUCUGGUUUUCCCUCUCUCUACACGGAUACCUUCAUCAGCAGAUCAAUCAGGUACUGGAGUGCAAGGGUGUGUGCGUUUGACGACCCAUUAUGGAGGUUAAAACAUCGGGGAAACCGAUUGAUCAACUUUUGGAGAAGGUUCUUUGCAUGAACAUUCUCUCUUCCGAUUACUUCAAAGAGCUUUACCGAUUGAAAACUUAUCAUGAAGUGGUAGAUGAGAUUUACAAUCAAGUUGAUCAUGUGGAGCCAUGGAUGACUGGAAACUGUCGAGGCCCUUCAACGGCAUUUUGUCUUCUGUACAAGUUUUUCACUAUGAAGCUCACUGUGAAGCAAAUGCAUGGCCUGUUAAAGCAUCCAGAUUCACCUUAUAUAAGAGCUGUUGGAUUUCUUUACUUGAGAAUUGCUGGAGAUCCAAAAACAUUGUGGAGCUGGUUUGAACCAUAUGUCAAAGAUGAUGAGGAAUUCUCUCCAGGCUCCAGUGGCCGAAUGACCACAAUGGGUGUGUACGUGCGUGAUUUACUUCUUGGACAGUACUAUUUCGAUACACUCUUUCCCCGUGUCCCUGUUCCCGUGGUGAGGCAGAUCAUGGCCCACCUUGAAAAGAUGAAGCUCCCCGCUAAACACUCGGGAGUGACCGGAGACGACUCCCGCGGGUCUGAGGACACUGCCCGUCGGCCACCUUCUGUCAAAGCUUCCCUUUCAGUCUCCUUUGGUCAGCGGGCCCCACAUCGAGCAUCAACUAGGGGUUCAUCCCCUGUUCGCCGGACACUGCCUCCCCCAGCUCAUGAUAGAGAGAGUGACAGGGAUCGGGAUCGGGAACGGGUACGGGACAGAGAUAGAGAAAGUGAUCGGGACAGAUAUAGAGAAAGGGAUCGGGACAGAGACAGGGACAGGGAAAGGGUAAGAGACCGAGAAAGGGAUAGGGAACGAGAAAGGGACAGAGAUAGUAGAAGAGAUGACUAUGACAGGAGGUCCAGAGAAAGAAGCAGAAGAGACGGCCGUAGUCGGAGCAGGAGCAGGAGCAGAAGUCGAAGCCGAAGUAUCCAAACUCAUAGUGCGCGGUAUGAACAUGAAAAUGGAAGCAAAGAGAAGGCAUCUGCGUCUAGUAAUUUAGCCAAGCUUAGGGACAUGUAUGGUGACCUGAGCAUGAAGAAAGAAGAUGAGUCCAGAGAUAGGGUUCUUAGUAGGGAUAGUGGUGGUGAAGAGGUUAUCAGGCUUGGAGGCUCUACUUGGAAGUAGACAACACUAGUUCCUAUUAAGGGCAGAGAGUAUCAGUCUGAUUGAAUUGCUCUGAUUUCCUUCUUAUAACCUCUCAUUUCGGACGAUUUCUAUUGAAACACGUGUAUUGCAUCUGCAGUUUUGCUGCAUGUAUAUUAGUUGUAACUUAACAAGGCUCAUUUCAUAAGUUCUCGAGAUUGUUUGUGUUCGAUUGUGUUGAAGAAA